AUGUCGUCGUCUGUUGCGAGCUUGGUUGCCCUGGCUGGAAUCCUGGGCCACACCACCAUCACCAGCACGGAGGCGCUGCAGGUGCUCACUCCGGCGGUGGCUGAGACGGUCGUGUCUGGGAGGCCGUACAUCGUGUCGUGGAACGGCGCAUCGGCGGAUGACCGCUUCGAGAUCGACCUCCACUACUGCGGCUCGUAUUCCUACUGUUUCGAGGAGGCGGAGUGCGGGUUCUGGCUGGCAAACGUUUGCGCCGAGGGGGACGGCAGCGGCUGCAUGAGCCAAGCCGACCAGAGCUCCCAGGUGACCUUCCCGGAGCCGCUCGGUGGUCGCUCGAACGAGGGCUACAGGAUCAGGAUCGCCGAGGUCGGGUCGGAUACGUACCGGUGUUCGGACGACUUCUACCUCAUGUCUUCUGCGGAUGCGCCGGCAGUCGGGGAGGACGGGGGGCCGACGAUAGAGGUGGUUGCGCCGACGGCGGAUGCUCUGGCUAUCGCGGGGGAGAUCUACACGGUGGAGUUCGACUACGACAACGGCUUCGGCGAACAGCUCGGGCGGUUCAAGAUCGACCUCUACAAGGCGUUGGGGGAGGACGGGGCUGGAGACUGCGGCACCUGGGUCACCUCCGUCUGCGACAAGCCGGACGUGGGCUGUCUCGAUAGCCAGGGAGACUACAACGUAGUGAUCCCGACCGAUUCUGAGGACGGCAUGUACAAGAUUCGCGUUGGCCUGUUCGGGGACGACACCAUCUACGCAUGCUCGCCGUCGUUCGAGGUCGUCGCCGCCGCCGCCGACGCGGCGGGGGCGGCGGGGCUCUGGGUGGACUCGGCGACGUCACUAUCGCUGCCCGAGGUCUCGCUUCCCUAGGUCACGAGAACCAACAAUCAAAGUGUCCGUUCUUCCGAGAUGUGUCGGAGAGCCUGGGCGGGGGGGGGGGCGCGGAUUGACUUAAAAAGAGGAGGCUCGGAAGUAGCGAAAACGUGUAUAUUAUGACGAAUAUUAUGACGAUGUAGACUUCGGUUCGUCAGCUCUGGACAGAUAGAUCGGCUUGCUUCCAGAAAAUUUUGUGACCGCUUGUUGUUUGUUUCUUCUUGGACCUUCCUUGGAAGGGCACGAAGUCAACACAGGCAUCUAUCUAUCUAUCUGGUGUGUGCGUUUGUAUUCUGUUUUCGGGUGAUUUUGGGUGAUUGUGUCUGUUGUUUGUUCCC
Molecule: messenger RNA, 1205 nt
Organism: Ectocarpus siliculosus
Lineage: Eukaryota; Phaeophyceae; Ectocarpales; Ectocarpaceae
Source: the annotation of a GenBank genome assembly